AUGAUCCUCAAGGUCCGCACUCUUACCGGCAAGGAAGUCGAGAUCGACGUCCAGCCUGAAUGGCAAAUCUCCAAGGUUAAGGAGUGCGUCGAGGAGAAGGCGGCCAUCCCGCCCGUCCAGCAACGUCUGAUUUUCGGUGGCAAGGCAAUGGCCGACGACAAGACAAUCCAGGACUACAAGAUCUCGCCGGGAACGACGAUCCACCUCGUCCUCGCAUUGCGCGGAGGGUUGUAG
Molecule: messenger RNA, 234 nt
Organism: Cutaneotrichosporon cavernicola
Lineage: Eukaryota; Fungi; Basidiomycota; Tremellomycetes; Trichosporonales; Trichosporonaceae
Exons: 4
Coding region: 1-234 (77 amino acids)
Biological process (GO): regulation of proteolysis; modification-dependent protein catabolic process; protein neddylation
Cellular component (GO): nucleus; cytoplasm
Molecular function (GO): protein tag activity; ubiquitin protein ligase binding
Source: RefSeq, a predicted model, not a curated record